Molecule: messenger RNA, 1240 nt
Organism: Drosophila serrata
Lineage: Eukaryota; Metazoa; Arthropoda; Insecta; Diptera; Drosophilidae
Gene: Osi12
Product: DUF1676 domain-containing protein Osi12
Cellular component (GO): membrane
Source: RefSeq, a predicted model, not a curated record
UCCCCAGUGCCAGUGACAAACAGAGUAGUAUAUCCUGGACUCGAGAUCCCCGUCGCAGGAGUAAUCACCUGAAGCACCUGUCGCGUGGUGUGCCGCGAGUGUUGUUGUAGAGAGAGUGGGACCGACCCCGAGAGCGAGUGCAAAAAGUGCCAAAAAUGACAUUCAAACAGCGGCCUAGCCAGGCUCUGACCCCGAUCAGCCUGCUGGCGGUGUUCCUUCUCGCCGGCAGUUGUACGGCGGCCACCGAGCAACUGACGCAUCCCGUCCAGCCCAAUCCGGCACAGAAUGCCGGAGCACGGACUUUGCUCCGGGUCUACGAUGAGUGCACCCGUGCCGAGGCCGGGUUCGUGCCAUGUCUGAAGAAGAAGGCUAUUUCCUUCAUUGACCGCCUGGCACCGAUCGAUGCCAUCAAUGUGGCCGAUGGCAUUAAGUUGGUGCGCCUGGAGACGGCACCACGUCCGCCGGCGACCAGUGAGAAUGAGCUGGAAUCCUCGUUGCCGCGAUCCGGCAGUGAUCGCGAUGCCAAGCUCACCAAUAUGCUGAUCGAGCGACUGAGCUACUUCUUCAAUGGACAUUCGCUGCAGGUCAGCUUUCCCAAACUCACAUCCGAUGAGAUUGGACGUGGCUUAGAGGAAGGUCGCGGCAAAAUGAAGAAGAUGAUGGGCAUGAUGAUGAUGGGCAUGGCCAUGAAACUGAUGGGCAUGAUUCCUAUUGCCAUGGGAGCCCUGUACAUUCUGGCCGGCAAGGCGUUGAUCAUCUCCAAGAUUGCCCUGCUCCUGGCAGGCAUUAUCGGUCUGAAGAAGCUUAUGUCCGGCAAGUCGUCGGGUGGAAGUUCCGGCUGGUCAUCCGGAGGAGGAGGAGGCGGCGGUGGAGGCUGGUCCUCGGGCGGCGGUGGCGGUGGAGGAGGCGGUGGCUGGGAUCGCCGUUCUCUGACCGAAGCCCAGGAGCUGGCGUAUCGGUCCCAUAUACAGGAGCAGGCGGCAAACCAUCCGCAGAUCCAUCAACAGGUGCAGCAUCUACAUCCAAAGGCCGUGGCGCCACAGGUGACCAAGUCAUAGGAUGGACGACGACGGAAAGGAGAAGGGAGGUGUGACACCAAGUGUUAGAUAGCUGCAUUUAUCUUGUGGAUAAAUCACGGACAGCGGACGGAUUGUAAUUAGAUAUAUGUAUACAUAAACUCUCUUUUUGCACUUGCACUGCGGGGCAGACAAGAAGACUUGAUGCAUUUCCAACGGUUCAC